GGUUUGUGUUUCUUGUCGGACCUGUUAACAGACGGGACCGGAAGUUCCUCCAAUCACAACUUUCACACGUGAACGGAGCAGAUUCAGACUAUUAUCUUAUUCAGAAGUCUUUCCUUGAGAAGUUUUUGAAAACACUGGUUUUAUUUGAGCUUUUAUCUGUGCAGCCUGAGGCUCACUCACCGCGUUCACAGCAAACAUGGCGGAGAUCGUUCAGCAGCGGGUCGAGGACCGGAUCCCUGAGCUGGAGCAGCUGGAGAGAGUGGGACUUUUCACCAAGAAAGAAGUCAAAGCCAUAAUAAAGAAAUCAACAGCUCUGGAGUACAAGCUGCACCGGUUGAUUGUAAACAAGGAGGACUUCAUCUCCUACAUUCAGUAUGAAAUCAAUGUUUUAGAGCUGAUCAAGAAGAGAAGAGCGCACAUACGUUACCACUUUAAACAGGAGGAGAUUGAAUUCCCCAUCAUCCACAGAAUAACCAGUAUUUUCAGAAGAGCCACAAAAAAGUGGAAGGAUGAUGUGCAGCUCUGGCUCUCACAUGUUGCCUUUGCCAAGAAAUGGACAACCAAAGGUCAGAUCAGCAAGGUUUUCUCAGCAAUGCUUGCUAUCCACCCCGACAAACCAGCCUUGUGGAUCAUGGCUGCCAAGAGCGAGCUGGAGGAUCGAGAUUCGUCCGAGAGUGCCAGACACCUGUUUCUGCGAGCGCUUCGUUUUCACCCAAACAGCAAGAAAGUCUACCAGGAGUACUUCCGCAUGGAGCUGCUGCACUGUGAGAAGCUGAGGAAGCAGAAAGAGGUGCUGGAGAAAGCUGAUCUGGACUUUGGUGAAUAUGAGUUUUCUCCUGAGAUCUUGAGUGGCAAACUCACCGAGGUUGUGUACAGAGACGCUACAGACAAAAUCAAAGAAGCAGAGUUUGUCAUCUCACUCCUGAGCAUAGCAUCGGUCUUUGACUUCACCAAAGAACUUCAGGACAUGAUUCUGCAAGACUUACAGACAAACUACACGGAGGACAGCCUGACCUGGGACUUCAUGGCCAAGAGGGAGCUGGAGGCUCCGGGGGCCGGGGAGGAGCUCCACUCAGCCAAAGGUCGAGCCUCGGAUAUCAACCGCAGAGAGGAGCGCUGCUGUCAGGUGUACGAGGAGGGCGUCAAGAGCCUCAACACUGAGCCAAUGUGGACCUGUUAUGUGGCCUUCUGCUUGGAAAGACUAAAGAGAAAGACUAACGUCCAAGAGCUGAAAGAAAAGAGACAGGAGAGGCUGCUGGGAGUUUUACAGCRUGCCCAUGACUCCUCCCUACUGAAGGAGAAUUACUACAAAAACUGGCUGGAGAUCCUGCUGUUGUCAGGUGAUGCUGAGGGAGGAGCCGGUGUUGCUGUGGCGGCCGCGCGGCGCUACAUCCAGUCUGUGUCGGUGUGGUGUUUGAGUCUGCGAACAUUAAUGCAGCUGGGGAGCGGAGACGUUGGCGGGCUCUUCCAGGACGCCCUCUCACACGUUAAUCCCAAGGAAAGUCUGCCACUGUGGCAGCUGCAGGUCCAGUGGAGCACGGCGAACCAGAGUCCUGAAGAGACAGAAGCUGUCUUCAAGAGAGGGCUGCAGUCUGCAGUCGCCACUGUUGCAAUGGAGAUGAAGGAGCGCUACCUGGAUUGGUCCUACUCGACCGGAGGCUAUAAGAAAGCAAAGAAGACCUUUACAAGCCUGCAAGAAAACCGUCCACUGUCCAAGGCUUUUUUCACAAAAAUGAUUGAAAUAGAGAAAGAACAAGAGACUCCAAAGAUCAAUAAUCUGAGGGACUAUUAUGAGAGAGCGCUGCAGGAGUUUGGCACUUCAGAUGAUGAUCUGUGGCUGCAGUACAUCCAGGAGGAGCAGGGACCCCUCGGUCAGCCCCAGAACUGUGGGAAGAUCCACUGGAGAGCCAUGAAGUUCCUGGAGGGGCCGAGCGUGGAGCGCUUCACCUCCAAAUACACUCUGUUUCAGACCGGACACUUGUGAGGGAGCAGAGUGGGUUACAGACGUUCUGCUUGUUUCUAAAAGGACCUGGAAGUGUUUAAACACGACUCGACUCUUUCCGGUCACGACUUGUUUCGUCACCUUUAAGUGGAAAGUUUCAGRUCGUAAAGAAAAGAGGCUAUUUAUUCUUCUUAAAGGUCCAGACGUGUUCUGUAAACAUUCCCAGACUCUGACCUGUUUUCUUAAUGCCUGUAAUGUUUUACAGCAUGUGUUUACUUUGUUGUGAUGCUUUGAGAAGCAGACUGUUGAAAACAUUUUGUUUAGAACGAUCCAAUCUGUGAGUCUGUUGUGAUAUUAAAAACAGUUUUUCAUCUGA
Messenger RNA from Austrofundulus limnaeus, 2318 nucleotides. RefSeq names its product UTP6 small subunit processome component (gene utp6). Gene Ontology annotation, cellular component: small-subunit processome; Pwp2p-containing subcomplex of 90S preribosome. Gene Ontology annotation, biological process: maturation of SSU-rRNA from tricistronic rRNA transcript (SSU-rRNA, 5.8S rRNA, LSU-rRNA). NCBI's taxonomy places the organism in Eukaryota, Metazoa, Chordata, Actinopteri, Cyprinodontiformes, Rivulidae. The transcript is spliced from 19 exons. The record is from RefSeq and is a predicted model, not a curated record. Gene Ontology annotation, molecular function: snoRNA binding; protein binding. The coding region runs from base 197 to 1984 and encodes 595 amino acids.